Messenger RNA from Helianthus annuus (common sunflower), 4684 nucleotides. Its product is annotated as histone-lysine N-methyltransferase SUVR5. Lineage: Eukaryota; Viridiplantae; Streptophyta; Magnoliopsida; Asterales; Asteraceae. The record is from RefSeq and is a predicted model, not a curated record. Gene Ontology annotation, cellular component: nucleus. The coding region runs from base 278 to 4513 and encodes 1411 amino acids. The transcript has 12 exons. Gene Ontology annotation, molecular function: protein binding; zinc ion binding; histone methyltransferase activity.
UAGGGUUUUUUUAACUUUCACACAAAGCCCACCACCGUCUAUUCUAUAGUUUUUUUUUUUUUGUUUCCUCUCUCUCAUCCCCCAUUCCCUUUCUCUCUCUAGACACAUCCAGGUCUUCUUGUUCGUUUUGGACCUGGUACAUGCCCACUUUUUAGUUUAUACUUCGUCUUCCCAAUUUUAUAACCUGUUCCAUUAUAUAUUUUAUAAACAAAUAUCCUCAACAAUGGCAUAAAGGUGAUCUUCACCCCCCAACAGCUAAAGAAUCUAGUUCGAAACAAUGCAAGUGCUUCCUUGUAGUAGUAAUAGCAUGCAUUAUGGCGGCGAAUCUAACAGCCCUAAUCAGGGUCCCGAAAAGCCUUUUGUGUACAACGAAGAGACCAAUAACGUGAAACCCGAAAUAGUUCAAGGUGGAGAUACCAAAUUAGACGAUGCUGAAACAUCCGAUGACGAACAGUUUGGCGAACAUGAUGAUGGUCAUCCCAACAAUGAGCCGUGUCAUGAACUUGACGUGUCAAAUAACACUCGUGAUUCCGGAGUUGAUAGCUUAGACGUUGAUACAGUUGGACGAGAAUACGAGUCGUCUCGUUCAGAACCCGAGUGGCUUGAGCAAGAUCAACCCAUGGCCGUUUGGGUCAAGUGGAGAGGGAAGUGGCAAGCGGGUAUACGAUGCUCGCGAUCUGAUUGGCCGUUAUCAACUGUGCGAGCAAAGCCAACACAUGAUAGGAAACAAUAUCUUGUAAUAUUUUUUCCAAGAAAAAGAAAUUAUUCAUGGGCAGACGUGCUGCUUCUUCGCCCGAUCAAUGAAUAUCCGGAGCCGAUUGCAUAUAGGUCACAUAAUGUUGCGGUGAAGGUGGUCAAAGAUUUGACAGUUGCGCGUCGAUAUAUUAUGCAAAAGAUUGCUGUUAGCCUGAUAAAUACCAUCGAACAGUUAACUAGUGAGGCUCUUACUGAUGAUGCUCGCAGCGUGUUAGUGUGGAAGGAAUUUGCAUUAGAAGCUUCCAGAUGUAAGGAUUAUUCCGAUCUCGGGAAUAUGCUUCUCAAACUUGAAAAGAUGAUAUUGCAGCGUUUCUUAGAAUCUUCCUGGCUGGAACAUUCUCUUGAAACAUGGGUGCAACGAUGUCAAACCGCUCAUAGUGCUGAAUCUAUCGAAAUGCUGAAGGAGGAGUUAGGCGACGCAAUUAAAUGGAACGAAGUACAUGCCCUUUCAAAUUCAAUAACGAAUACCGAGGUUGGUUCCGAGUGGAAAACCGUGAAACCCGAGGUUAUGAAAUGUUUUUCAAUGUCAAAUCCUUCAUUUAACAACGAAAACACCGAACAACAAAUUAAUGACGGUUUUCCAAACGCGGGUCUGCAAGUUAGCAGAAAAAGGGCCAAGCUUGAAGUUCGACGUGCUGAGGUGGCCGCUCCACUGCUGGAAACCGGGCUGAGAUCUAUUAACGGGCCUAUUGGGUCUCCGAGUGGUGAAGUUUCUCUAUUGGGAACAACGGAAACCGAUAGAUGGGGGGCGAUUGUAGUUGAAGAUGGAAAUAAUAAUAAUAAUAAUAAUGAUAAUCAAGAGACCCGUUUUAAAAAUUUGGAAACGACCCCAAUAAAUAAGACUAAACGGUGUACGGCUUUUAUUGAAGCAAAAGGAAGACAGUGUGUUAGAUGGGCUAACGAUGGUGAUGUUUAUUGUUGUGUACAUUUAUCAUCUCGGUUUUCGUCCAAUUUGGUAAAUACAGAGCUCAGCCUGCCACCAGGCCCAUCAACAGGCCAUACAACAGGCCCACCAACUGAUGCACAAUUAUGUGACGGGAUUACCGUUCUUGGUACUAAAUGCAAACAUCGGGCUCUCCCCGGUUCUUCGUCCUGUAAAAAGCACAGAUCUAAUAAGGAUACAGCGGUAAUUUUACCGUCUCCACCCGAAAACAAACUCAAACGAAAGCUAGAGGAUGAAUACCGAGAGGUUCCGGAGGCUAGUAGUUGCCGAGAAAUUGUACUAGCGGGUCAUUUCGAAACUCCGGUGGGUGCGUCUGAGACUGAACUGACGGGAACCGAGUACAAUGGCGGUGGGCUUAUGCGCUGUGUAGGUGACGGUGUCGGUUGCAACGAAACUCCCACAAAGCAUACUUUGUACUGUGAUAAACACUUGCCAAAUUGGCUGAAACGGGCCAGAAACGGAAAGAGUAGGAUUGUUUCGAAAGACGUGUUUAUUGAUCUUCUUAAAAGUUGUCAAUCGCAUGAGCAAAAACUACAUCUACAUCAAGCAUGCGAGCUGUUUUACAAGUUUUUCAAAAGUGUUUUAUCACUAAGAAGCCCGGUUCCGAAAGAAAUUCAACUCCAAUGGGUGAUUUCCGAAGCUUCAAAAGACGUAAAAACUCGACAUUUUUUAAUGAAGCUGGUUUGUAGUGAAAAGGAAAGGUUAAUUAGACUUUGGGGGUUUGACGGAGAUAACAUUGCGAGAUAUGAAGAACCAAUCCGUGCGGUGAUGCCUGAUAAUACCGAUAAAGACGGUGAAAAUAAUAUCAUAAAAUGUAACAUAUGUUUGGUCGAGUUUGUUGACGAUCAAAUGCUUGCUAAACAUUGGGUCGAUAAUCAUAAAUCCGAAGCGCAGUCCGUGUUUAAACGGUACGUUUGCGCCAUCUGUCUCGACUCUUUUACAAAAAAUAACCUUCUAGAAACACAUGUUCAAGAACGGCAUGAUGUCGCGUUUGUCGAACAAUGCAUGCUCUACCAAUGUAUUCCGUGCGGUAACCGUUUCGGGAGUCCCGACCAAUUAUGGGCCCACGUGGUCUCACAACAUCCGGCCAAUUUCAAGCAGCUGCAGAACAUGAACAUCGCUCCGGUUCCGGUUCCGCCACAUGGCGCUAAUAAUAACAAUUCUAUUCAAGUACAGAAUGUGAAUAAUUCUAGUCAUGUUGGAUUACAAAGGUACAUAUGCCGGUUGUGUGGGUUGCGAUUCGACUUGCUACCGGAUCUUGGUCGACACCAUCAAGCGGCUCACAUGGGUUUGACCCCAGGUGGUCCACGUAAGCGUGGUGCAGGCUCCACUUUCUUAUCCAACAAGCUUAAACCCGGGAGACGAUUCAAAAAGGGUCUCGGGAUGCGAAAUAGGGUUCUCGGAGCCAUAAAGAAACAUAAUCAAGAACCGUUCCGACAAGUAACGGAAGCGGAACUUCAAUCAUCCGAAUCAAUCACUCUAGGUAGAUUAGCGGAGUCCGAGUGUUCCGAAGUUGCAAAAUUAUUAUACUCCAAAAUCAACAAAACAAAACCGUACCCCGGUAACCUCGAGCUUCUAGCAAUGGCCCGUUCCACAUGCUGCAAAACGAGUUUCCAAACAUCAUUAGUGAAAAAAUAUGGAAACGUGCCCGAACGUUUGUACCUCAAAGCGGCAAAACUUUGCAGUGAACGUAAUGUUGUAAUCGAGUGGCAUCAAGAGGGGUAUGUCUGCGUAAAAGGAUGUAAAUCGGUCACCGAUGAUUCACAACAUCUGUCUCCUUUAAAGAAUCUUCUGGAAAGUUCUGUGAAGCCCGAGGCUGAAACAAGUCAACCGUCCGAUUGGCCUAUGGACGAGUGCCAUCAUAUCGUUAACUUUAAUAAUUCCCGACUCGAAUCCAGCGAAAAAUCAGGAAUUGUUUUGUGUGAUGACAUCAGCUUCGGAAAGGAAUCGGUUCCGGUUGCAUGUGUAGUGGAUGAACAUCUGUUAGGAUCGCUACAUAACGAUGACACACAGAGUAACGCGUGUUUUUUGCCUUGGGAAAGCUUCACGUAUGUCACAAAGUCGUCACUUGAUAAGUCUAUUAAUCUCGGAUCGCAGAGUUUACAGUUGGGUUGCGGUUGUGCACAUUCAACAUGCUCUCCAAAGGGGUGCGAUCAUGUGUAUCUUUUUGAUAAUGAUUAUGAAGACGCGAAGGAUAUAAAUGGGAAAUCCAUGAAAGGAAGGUUUCCUUAUGAUAAUAAAGGCCGGAUUAUUCUCGAGGAGGGCUACCUAGUAUACGAAUGCAACAUGUAUUGCAGCUGCAAUAAAUACUGUCCGAAUAGGGUUUUGCAAAACGGGGUUCGGGUGAAGUUGGAGGUCUUCAAAACCGAGGGCAAGGGUUGGGCUGUGAGAGCCGGGGAACCAAUCGAGCGUGGCACAUUUGUUUGUGAGUAUAUCGGCGAGGUUAUAGAUAAGAACGAAGCAAACAAAAGGCGCGCUAGGCUUGGUAGAGAAGAUUGCAGCUAUAUCUAUGAGAUUGACGCGCGUGUUAAUGACAUGAUUAGACUAAUUGAGGGAGAGGCUACAUAUGCUAUUGACGCCACAAAGUACGGAAAUGUCUCCCGUUACAUUAAUCACAGCUGCUCUCCAAAUCUUGAGAAUCAUCAAGUUCUUAUCGAAAGUUUGGACUCUGAGCUGUCACACAUUGGUCUGUAUGCGAGUCGAGAUAUUCCAGCAGGCGAAGAAUUGAGCUUCGAUUACAUGUACAAGGCGCCACCUGGCGAAGGGCGGCAAUGCAGAUGUGGUACUGUCAAUUGCAGGGGCGAAGUGCAGUGAUUUCCAGAAGCUAGAUUGCGCAAUGUCAGAUUUAGUUUGUUUUGCUUUGCUUUUAAUGAAUUGUAAUUCUGGUAGAAUUUUACAUGUUUCGUUCUUGAAGUUUGAGGAAAAAACGGGUAGUAGUUAGAUUUAAAUAAAAUUUUGCGUAUAAUUGAUGGGUUUUAUUUUUUA